Molecule: messenger RNA, 480 nt
Organism: Diversispora eburnea
Lineage: Eukaryota; Fungi; Glomeromycota; Glomeromycetes; Diversisporales; Diversisporaceae
Source: the annotation of a GenBank genome assembly
AUGUCAAAUCCAAACUCAACUACUGCAGUAGGAAACCGUUUCACAUUUCGUGUAUUAAAUCUUUUACUUGCAACAAAUGCUGAUGUACAAAUAACUCCAACUGGAAGCGCAUCGUGGCCACACUGGGGGCAUACUUUGUAUGACGAGUGUGAACGUCCUUCUUUAUUCCGUCGUAUAGGGACUAGGGCCGGGGUAGGUGAUCGAGGCGUCGAUAUCUAUGGAUCUUAUUGCGGAUUCUAUAUGGUGGUGCAGUGUAAAGAUCAAGUAGCCCCAAUACGAGAAAGUCAAAUAAGAGAACUCGAAGGAGUAUUGAGCAGAUACAAUUCUGAGGGGGUGUUUGGUCUUUUUGUUAUAUCGUCUCGGGGUUCUUUUACCAAAUACGCACAGGAUCGGGCGAGGUCUUCUCCCAAUUUGGUGUUAACAACAGAUGAGAAUUUAGAAGAAAAUUUGGAGCAAUUUCAAGCAGGUCCUUCAGGAUUG